Molecule: messenger RNA, 1012 nt
Organism: Desarmillaria tabescens
Lineage: Eukaryota; Fungi; Basidiomycota; Agaricomycetes; Agaricales; Physalacriaceae
Exons: 3
Coding region: 111-791 (226 amino acids)
Source: RefSeq, a predicted model, not a curated record
UAACCUAGAAUUGCUCUUCGUUCAGCGUCCCAGUACUGCCUUGGACCACCACCACCUUGGAAGCUUGUUUUGCUCCGAUCUGCCUCCUAGCUCCCUGGCUUCAUAACAAUAUGCGGACGGCAAGGAGCGCUGCGAGCAUUCGAACGACUGCAAGUGACUAUCGAUGUCCCAACUGUGUUUGUUCGUUCUGCCGUCCUCCCGAAUCGAACGCAGUUAUUUCUGCACAGAACAAGAUAUUCCUGAGGUCCAACGCAGCACCUGCCGAUGCACAGAUUGUCCACAUUCAAGAUGCUAGAAACAGAAUGUCGAAGAGACUGGACGCGCUUGAGGAGCAGAUCCACGCAUAUAUGUCCACUUUGUUCGCUCUUCAGAAAGAGAAGACAAAAAUGGAGACCGCGCUGAAAGGUUAUAAGCUCAUAUUGAGUCCCGCUCGUCGGAUGCCAGUCGAGCUUUGGUACAACAUAUUUCAAAUGUGCAAGAGCGACGCGACGGACUCUAGUUCGUCUUCUUUGAGCGCAGCCGUUGUCCCGUGGUCAUUGGUACAGGUAUGCAGUCUGUGGAGGGCUAUAGUUAAUGACAUGCCUCAAUUAUGGACCGACGUUGGGAUCAAUUUGGAUCGCAUCGGCGGGACUGGCGCUACGUCUUUGCAUCAAGCCAAAUAUCUGCUCCAGGAGCAACUCCAACGAUCGAAACCUCUUCCGAUCUCAGUGUCAGUGGAUGCUUCAACCUUGACGAUCUUUAAGCUGGGCUCCUCUCUCUUGUCCAUCAUACAGUCCAACUUAUCCCGCUGACGGUCACUCGCUCUCUACCUCCCUGUCGCGGCAUUGAAUAUCUUCGCCGACGUUGUAACAGUUAAUCCAUGUUAUUUCGAGAGGGUCAGCCUCUUCAUAAAGGGGCUGGGGGACGCUUAUUCGCUUCUCACCUGGCACCCCUUCUCCCUAAAUCUUGUCAGCAUCUCUAUCGGAGGUAUUGAAUUACACAAUGCGACAUGGCGUCUCCCUUGGGCACAACU